AUGAGAAAAUCCAUCAAUGAAUUCAGUUCGAAUACUAGCCUCCAUAUUAAUUAUAAGCCCCAUCAUGCCUUUGAACCUCUUUUCAAACCAAAUUCUUCUGCAAAUUUGGCCUUCAAAAGCCACAAGAAUUGUAAGCUAAGAGUCCAAUGUCUCAACAACACAAGUCUAGUGGCAAAGAGUGGCAAAAUUAAAAGGAUCUGGGUUGUUCGGAGCAGUGUUGAACCAGGACCUCCAACACCUUCUGGCCCUCCUUUUGAUCCUUUAAAUUGGAUCUUGGGGAUAAUCAUAUCAGUAGUGAUACCCUUCAUCGGCCAAAAAUGGGCACCCGUAAAAAAUAAAAUUGAUGCAGCAUUGAAUAAGGUGGAAUAUGUGGUGGAGGCUGUCGAAAAGGUGGCGGGGAAAGUGGAGAAAGUGGCAGAGGACAUCGCCGAUGAUCUUCCGGCCGGCGGAGAAUUAAGAAAGGUUGUGGAUUUUGUUGAAAGGGUAGCUGAGAGAGUAGCUAAGGAUGCUGGCUUAAUGGAUGAUUUUAUUGAUGAGGUUCAGGAAAAGGAGGAAAAGUUGGAAUCCCUUGUUCAAUCUCUUGAAGAGAAAGAGAGAGAGGAAGAGAAAGAGAAGGAGAAGGAUAAAGAUAAAGAGCCUACCCAAAAAGCUGACGAAACUGAGGAAAAAGUGAAUUGA
Fraxinus pennsylvanica is the source of this 678-nucleotide messenger RNA. The record is from the annotation of a GenBank genome assembly. Lineage: Eukaryota; Viridiplantae; Streptophyta; Magnoliopsida; Lamiales; Oleaceae.